Molecule: messenger RNA, 4720 nt
Organism: Pecten maximus
Lineage: Eukaryota; Metazoa; Mollusca; Bivalvia; Pectinida; Pectinidae
Product: tumor necrosis factor receptor superfamily member 11B-like
Exons: 6
Coding region: 141-863 (240 amino acids)
Molecular function (GO): protein binding
Source: RefSeq, a predicted model, not a curated record
GGUAGAUAGCACUCGUAACGGUGCACUUGUAUUCAUGUCACGCUCAUAUGACAUACAUACCCACACAUGUUUUGGAGGUACGGAUAUCAUAACAGGAACGUGAUCAUCGUGAGUGGAGAGGUACUACAUUAAACCAGGAAAUGAAAAGCCGUCUUCUACAGAUCUUGAUUCUACUGCUGUCGUGUGUUCGUUUGUGUUCCAAAACAACACAGCCUGAUAUAACAUACACACACAAUGGGAGGACGUGUGUCAAAUGUCCUCCGGGGACUUACCUGAUUAGCCACUGUGACAAAGAAAACGAAGUAGGUCAAUGCCGAUUGUGUCCAAACGGAACAUAUAGCUCUCAAUACGACAUCGCUACAUCGUGUGCACCGUGUAAAGAGUUUUGUGAAAACAAAGACCUAGUGGAGGUUAAAAAGUGCACAAAACUGACGAACAUGGAGUGUGCUUGUCCAAAUGGAACAUUCAAUGUUAAUGCAGAUCUUCCCUUGAGCCAUGCCAAGUGUAUACCUCAUGGUGUCUGUGGUCCAGGGUACGGAGUGAAAGUCCAGGCAACAUCAGUUAAAAACACGAUAUGUGAGAGGUGUGGGAUUGGAAAGACGUAUUCCUUAACCACCUCGGCGUCAGACAGAUGUCAGCUAUGUACAAAUUGUGGACAGUUUGAUGUCAUUGCAGAAUGCAACACAACACACAACCGUAUUUGUGACAUAGAACCCAAGAACAUCCCAUACCAACGCUGCGACACAGAUGAAUACACCCUCACAGAUGUUAUGACUGGAGGAAUAAUUGGAGCAGCUAUUGGAGCUAUAAUAGUAAUUGGAAUAAUGUUAUUACUCUUUUACGAAAAGCUACCCUGCUUUUAGUCAGAAAAUCAACAACAAAGUCCAAGUGUUCCUACCAUAAGUGAUGGGUUCAUUGAGGAGAUUGAUAUCGGCAACAACAAGGGCAUUGUUAAGGAACAAAUCAAGUAAUGUCAUCAUGGAGUGGACGUCAGGGAGCAUCACCAAGAGUACUGAGGAAUGUUUGGCGUACGGGGAAUUGUGAUGUAAUCCUACAAGUGUAACGAGGACAAUAUCCACAAGUUUAAAGAACAAAGCAAAAUUUCAAACGAGAGGAUCUAUAGUAUGUUUUGGUAGUUUGAUUACAGGUAUGAUAUCUGGAUUACAGGUAUAAUAUCUGGAUUACAGGUAUGAUAUCUGGAUUACAGGUAUGAUAUCUGGAUUACAUGUAUACUAUCUGGAUUACAGGUAUGAUAUCUGGAUUACAGGUAUGAUAUCUGGAUUACAGGUAUAAUAUCUGGAUUACAGGUAUGAUAUCUAGAUUACAGGUAUGAAAUCUGGAUUACAGGUAUGAUAUCUGGAUUACAGGUAUGCUAUCUGGAGAACAGGUAUGCUAUCUGGAGAACAGGUAUAAUAUCUAGAUUACAGGUAUGAUAUCUGGAUUACAGGUAUAAUAUCUGGAUUACAGGUAUAACAUCUGGAUUACAGGUAUAAUAUCUUGAUUACAGGUAUGAUAUCUAGAUUACAGGUAUGAUAUCUGGAUUACAGGUAUGAUAUCUGGAUUACAGGUAUAAUAGCUUGAAUACAGGUAUGAUAUCUGGAUUACAGGUAUGAUAUCUGGAUUACAGGUAUGAUAUCUGGAGAACAGGUAUAAUAUUUGGAGUACAGGUAUAAUAUCUGGAUUACAGGUAUAAUAUCUUGAAUACAUGUAUGAUAUCUUGAAUACAUGUAUGAUAUUUUGAUUACAAGUAUGAUAUUGUGAUAAGAUGAAGUCAAGAGUAAGAGUGGAUUGAAUCAGACACGUGUUUCCGGGGAGCAAGAAUCACACAUUUGUACAUUUGUAAUAGGCAAGUUUUCUUGUGCAAUAGUUUCCUGUUUUUAGAAUAUGAGGGAAGGUAUUUUGGAGUUUGGGGUCGUAGUCGUGUGUAUUUGGAAAUAGUAUAAAUCAAUUUUGUUGGUCAAAGUUCAAUUAUUCCAUCAACAGAAAUGUUGCAAAUUGUGUACACAACAUUGACCAGCAAGACUCCAGCAGAGCGAUAAGCUACUCCAAUAAUCCAGUGACGCUCCACAGUAUUUCAGUUGUUUUAGGGAUAUUUCUUACAUUACUUCUGUUGAUGAAGCUCGGGUAGGAAUACGUCUCUGUAUUACCCCUUGGGAUAACAGAGGAUGUUUCCUGAUUUCUCAAUGUGGCUAUAUUGUCUUAAAUGUAUCGACAUGUGAAUCUAUGUACUAAAUGUGGGGAGAUUAAUCGAGAUUUGGAGAAAUUCUAAGAGGGAAAAACUUUGAUUGCCUUUAUUAUUUUGGGGGAGUCUACGUGUAUUAGGCCAUUAGAUUCAUUUGGAUGGGUUGACGAAUUUCAUUUGUAGGAGGGGUAACUGGAUAGAAAAUGUUUUAGGGAAUUUAUUAUUCAUCACUUUUUGAGGUUGUACUUUAAUCAAUAAUGUUGGGUAAUUGUUUUGUAUAUUUUUAAAGGCUAGAGCUUAUCUCGGCUAGGGUCAGAUACGAUUAUAUGAACAUUGAAUGUGUAUUGAGUAUGUGUCCACAUCUUUCAUUGUAAAUAUUCAUUAAUAGUUAAUUAUUGCUGCGAAUGGGGUGGGAGAGUUGUAGAGAAUAUGUAUCUAGAAUAAAUGUAUGACUAUAUAAUUGUUGUGGAGUUUACAAAAUAAAUUGUUCACCUUGAAGAAACUUGGUUAUAUGUGAGCAGAGACCAAGGCCAUGGGGAUAGUAAUAGCAGAGCCUGAGUAUUCUCGAACCCCAAUAGUAAUAGCAGAGCCUGAGUAUUCUCUCACCCCAAUAGUAAUAGCAGAGCCUGAGUAUUCUCUCACCCCAAUAGUAAUAGCAGAGCCUGAGUAUUCUCUCACCCCAAUAGUAAUAGCAGAGCCUGAGUAUUCUCUCACCCCAAUAGUAAUAGCAGAGCCUGAGUAUUCUCUCACCCCAAUAGUAAUAGCAGAGCCUGAGUAUUCUCUCACCCCAAAGUUGUAUUGGUAAGAUCACUAACGGUCUAAGUGCAGACAACUCUAUUGGAUUUUGAUUAUCUCCCUUUGGUAAACUGACAAAGACAACAAAUCAACAAAACGAGUGCAUAGAUAUUCAUACAGUAGAUGUUGCAGCUGGAACCCGUGAAAGGACUACGACAAAAAUGCAUAAUAUAUUUGCAUCGGUUAGAAUUACUAGACCAUUAGUGAAGUUUUUAGGGAUUUGGUAUCCAUCCAAUUUAUACCAACCAUGUAGUAGUCAGUCAUACUACCGUGAUUAUUUGUAGAAGAACCUAACCACACUGCCUGCUUCAAUGUUCUAAUUACGGAUAUUUUGCAUUAAAUAAUGGAAGAAAUUAUGACUUAUAGCUGUUCUGAUCUCAUUUAGUACAUCCUUCCCCUGUUUGACGAGGGGGGCCUCUUCUUAUCUCAUUUAGUACAUCCUUCGCCUGUUUGAUGAGGGGGGCCUCUCCUGAUCUCAUUUAGUACAUCCUUCGCCUGUUUGAUGAGGGGGGCCUCUCCUGAUCUCAUUUAGUACAUCUUUCGCCUGUUUGAUGAGGGGGGCCUCUCCUGAUCUCAUUUAGUACAUCCUUCGCCUGUUUGAUGAGGGGGGCCUCUCCUGAUCUCAUUUAGUACAUCCUUCGCCUGUUUGACGAGGGGGACCUCUUCUUAUCUCAUUUAGUACAUCCUUCGCCUGUUUGAUGAGAGGUAACUCUUUCGAUCUCAAUUAGUACUGUAACAGAGUCGAAAACGUGUCUAUUUGAUAGCACUUUAUAGGAUAUUUUCUAUUUUUAUUGUCUCACUGUUGUGCCUUACCAGCCUUAAUAAGUGUAUAGUAUUUACGAGCAGCCAGGAUAAAUUGUGUGUUAUAAUCCUCUAUGUUUUAAAAGUUAAAAGUUGUUUUUAUAUAUGAAAGUUGUAUAAAUGCUAGAAUAUGGCUCUGUCAUAUAGGCCAAGUUUGUAAAGUUUAUAAAGUUAAAAGUGUUUUUUUACAUAGGAACUAUAGUUUGUAAACUCGGUGGUGCUGAUCAGCUGAUUGUGUCCAAGAGUAUGUUGUUUUCUGAUUGUAAAUAUUAUUUAUUACCGCCAGAGAGUGUUGAGAUUAGUGAAAAUGAUGUUUGAGCGACACGUUGAUCAAGUUUCAGCUUGCUAAAUAUUUUUUUAUAAGUAUUUUUGUGUAUCCUAGGGGUGUUGACCUAAAGAUAGGGUCGCCGCCAUCUUUGUUUACAUUGGCAACACACAGCCAAGGGUGUGUCUGAUUUCCGAACAAGUGUAUGAUUUAUGAGCCAAAUCAUUUUAAAUUUAAAUAUCUUGUCAGAAACCUUAUCCAUCCAUACUUUCAUUAGUAAACGGGCUAAUCACGCUAUAUAGGGCGAUUGUUUGUGCAGCGUCCAUCUGCUUCCCCCGAGCAACUGUUGUAAAUGGCAGAACAGUGAACUGACGACAAACGCAGUUAUUUCACGAAUUCGACAUUUUGGAAAGCUAAAUUUUAGUUAGAAAAGGUUUGUUUGCAUUGCUAUGAUACGCUUAAUAAUGUUUAUGACAAUAUUUUAUUACGUACUUAUUUGGUAGAACUAUUGUUAUGUAUAUGGUGACAGUCUUACUGGUCUGUGAGAUAUCUUAUAAGUGUACAAUCUAGGGGAGAUAAUCUAACUCCAUAUGUAUAUGAGUUAUUCCCCUUUGUUGUAAUUCGUUUCGUUUGUAAGAUACAUUUUGAUUAUUCAUAUAAAGACUUGGAACUGGAAA